UAAGUUCUUCCAUUUUAGAAACCAAACAAACGCAAAGCAUAUUCGUAGAAAACAAGGGCAACUCAACUUAUUACUUGUAAGAACAAUCACUACACAACCAUGGCAAGCAACAUAAAUGGUCUUGUUUUUGUGCUGCUCGCAGUGGCUAACCUUCUUCAUGGAUCCGUAGCUAAAACCUUCACCGUGGGUGAUGGCUUAGGCUGGACUAUCCCAUCCGUUGGAUCACAAUUCUAUGUCAACUGGGCGACCAAUAAAACCUUCACCUCACGUGACACUCUUGUAUUCAACUAUCAAUUGAAUGCACACGCCGUUGCAUGGGUAACAAAAUCAGAUUUCGAUAGUUGCAAUGGAACCAACGCACUUGCGGUUAUGACAAAGCCUCCAGCUAAGGUGUUUUUCAAUCUCAGCACUGUAGGGCAACAAUAUUUCAUAUGUACCUUUCCUGGUCACUGUUCUGCUGGUCAGAAACUGUCGAUUUUCGUUGAUGAAGUUUAUGUUUUACCUACCUCUUCUCCUACGGCCCCCGUUCCAUCACCGGUACAAGAACCAGCACCAACUGCCACUACUUCACCUGCUCCUGCUACUGUUUGCAGUAAUGGUACACGUUGUGAUCACAAGGCCAAUAACAGUAGAUCAAUUACAUUAUCUCCGACACGAUCACCAUCACCAACUGGUAAUCACUCUAACUGGAAAAGGAAAGUCAUUAUAGGUGUUGUAACUGCAGUUAUGGCCGUAUUGUUAUUGUGCACCAUUAUCUAUUGUCUUAGAAGCAAAUUAUUAAUACGGCAAGGAAAGCUUCAGUUUAGAACUAAGAAUGAUACAAAUAUUGAAGCAUUUUUAAAAGAUCAUGGAGCUCUAUUGCAGAAAAGAUAUAAAUAUUCAGAAAUAAAGAAAAUGACAGACUCUUUCAAGGUUAAACUUGGUCAAGGUGGUUUUGGUGUUGUGUACAAAGGAAAGUUAUUCAAUGGUUGUCAUGUCGCUAUAAAGAUAUUGAAUUCAUCCAAAGGAAACGGUGAAGAAUUUAUUAAUGAGGUUUCCAGUAUUACUAGAACCUCACAUGUUAACGUUGUUACCCUUCUUGGAUUUUGUUUUGAAGGCACAAAAAAAGCACUCAUAUAUGAAUUUAUGUCCAAUGGUUCACUUGACAAAUUUAUUUACAAUAAGGGACCUGAAACAAUUGCAUCUUUGAGUUGGGAGAAUUUGUAUCAAAUUGCAAAAGGGAUAGCUCGUGGGCUAGAGUACUUGCAUAGAGGAUGUACCACUCGAAUUUUACAUUUUGACAUAAAACCACAUAACAUUCUUUUAGAUGAAAACUUAUGUCCAAAGAUUUCAGAUUUUGGACUUGCAAAACUCUGUCCAAAACAAGAGAGCAUUAUUUCAAUGUCAGAUCAAAGAGGGACAAUGGGAUAUGUAGCUCCAGAAGUGUGGAAUAGACAUUUUGGAGGAGUUUCACACAAAUCUGAUGUUUAUAGUUAUGGAAUGAUGUUGCUAGAAAUGGUUGGAGGGAGGAAAAACAUCAUUGCUGAUGCAAGUCACACUAGUGAGAUAUACUUUCCACAUUGGGUAUACAAUAGGCUAGAGCUUGGCACUAAUCUGAGACCUGAUGGGGUUAUGGAUACAGAAGAAGAUGAGAUUGCAAGGAGAAUGACUAUUGUGGGUUUAUGGUGCAUUCAAACAUUUCCAAGUGAUAGACCUACAAUGAGUAAAGUUAUUGAAAUGUUAGAAGUUAACAUGAAUUCACUUGAAAUACCACCCAAACCGUUGCUUUCUUCUCCUACUAGGUCAAUAUCAGAGUCUUCUAAGUCUUAAACAGACUCAGGAUGGGAACAAAUCAUUGUCAUGGCGUAGUGAAUUUGGUUGGGCUGCCUUCUGUGGACAUGCUGUUGGCAAAGGUGUUUGUGGCAAGUGCUUAAAU
Molecule: messenger RNA, 1915 nt
Organism: Medicago truncatula (barrel medic)
Lineage: Eukaryota; Viridiplantae; Streptophyta; Magnoliopsida; Fabales; Fabaceae
Product: LEAF RUST 10 DISEASE-RESISTANCE proteinUS RECEPTOR-LIKE PROTEIN KINASE-like 2.5
Exons: 6
Coding region: 100-1809 (569 amino acids)
Biological process (GO): defense response to bacterium; defense response to fungus; protein phosphorylation
Molecular function (GO): electron transfer activity; ATP binding; RNA nuclease activity
Source: RefSeq, a predicted model, not a curated record